Molecule: messenger RNA, 1952 nt
Organism: Macadamia integrifolia
Lineage: Eukaryota; Viridiplantae; Streptophyta; Magnoliopsida; Proteales; Proteaceae
Product: UPF0481 protein At3g47200-like
Exons: 2
Coding region: 319-1869 (516 amino acids)
Source: RefSeq, a predicted model, not a curated record
AUACCUAAAAUUAUGUUUUUUCUUAUAUAAUCAAUCCCGGAUAGUUGGAGAAAAAUCUAAGCUCAUUAAUAUGGCAGAUGAGAGUGGGACUACACCCCAUUAUCAUUAUUAAUUGUGUUGCAUCUCUAUAUAUUUGGCUGAUGACGUUAUUGCCUAAACACAAGCCAUUGAGAAGAGGAGACGUGCGUUUCCUCUCUUUCUUGAGCAUCUUCCUUUAUUUCUGUUCCAGCUGAUGUGCGCUAUAUAUAUGUAUUGAGAGAGAGAGAGAGAGAAUUAAAAGCAAGCUAGUGACACUGAAAUAUAUAGCAAGAAGAUCAGAUGGAUGAUGGGGAGGAGGCUAUACACCACGUUGUUGAUCUGCAAGAGAUUGGUGGCGGUGGAGACGGAGUUAUGGACCCAUUAAUGAUUUCUUCUUCUUCUUCUAGCCAUGCCAAAAAGGAUGAUAAAAAUGGAAAGGAAGAGAAGGAAGAAAAAUGGGAGAAGGACGAGGUGGAAUUAUUAAUAGAUCAAAAACUACAGGAGGUUGGUUCCUCUCCGUCGGAUUAUAGUAUAUACCGACUACCUGCGACACAGGUGAAUGAAAUGCCAGAAGCCUACAUACCUCACAGGGUCUCCAUUGGCCCUAUCUACCAUGGUUGGCAACACUUAAAAGCCAUGGAAGCACGUAAGAUGCAGUGCUUGCAAAAGUUUCUGAAUCGAGAACCACCUGAAGCAGCUGCAGCAACCUUGUCUGAUUACAUUAAAGCCGUGAGAGAUUUGGAAGAAAGAGCUUACCAAUGUUAUGCAGAAGUUGAUGUGGAAAAAUUUAAAGGACAAAGUUUUGUGAUGAUGAUGGUGGUGGAUGGUUGUUUCCUACUUAAGCUACUACUAGACUGGAACCACGAAGAUAAAACUUUCUCGGAAGCGAAGUGGAGUUUUAUAGUUUUACAUGACCUGAUUUUGGUUGAGAAUCAGCUUCCAAUGUUCGUUCUCGAUGAAUUAUACCGAGUAUUCAUCAAAGGGAUGAGGAGUGAUAUAUGUACCCAGCGGCUCUAUGGUCAUAUAAGUGACGUCUUUGUACCUAGAAUUUCGAGAAUGCUCCUUGGCAAGGACAACAUAAUCGAUAAAUCCUCUCCAAACAUUCAACAAUUAAUACAAGACACACCAAAACAUUUGCUUGAUUUUGUUCGACGAUUCCUCAUUUCACCACCAUCUCCAAAAAGUUUUAAGUCGCAUUUGCGUUCUGCACGAGCUUUCGCCCCUUCUGGCCUCUGUGGGGGCCGAGACGGAGAUCCUCCAGAGGAAGUUGAUAUUUUAUCUUUCAUUAAAGAUAAUAAGGUACCACGUAUCCGGUGUGCGAGAGAGCUGGAGAAGGCCGGUGUCAAGUUUCAGAAGAACAAUAAUCCGACAAGCUUGACGGACAUAAAAUUCGACGACAACACCGGAGUUCUGACGAUCCCAGGUCUAGUAAUUGACCAUCGAACAGAGAGUAUCCUCCGAAACCUCGUUGCCUACGAGCAAUACACCGACGAUUAUAGUAAUAUCACGGAGUAUGCAGCCUUCAUGGAUGGUCUCAUCGAUUCUCGUGAGGAUGUGGACUUGCUGAACGAGUAUGGAAUUGUUGUGAUCAUGCUCGGGGAUCCAACUCAGGUGUCUCGAUUAUUUAACAAUCUUCUCAAAGAUGUCGUGGUACCUAUAUGGGAUACUGUCCCUGUCCGCGUUAGAUUGGAGCACUGUUACAAUAUACGAUGUCACAAGUGGAAGGCAAGCCUGAUGCUUAACUAUUUCAAUUCUCCAUGGUCAUUCAUAUCACUUGUUGCUGCCAUUAUUCUCCUCACCUUGACGGUCAUACAGACCAUUUAUGCUGUCCUAGCUUAUUAUCAUCAUUAGAUUAGAAUUUGCAAUGUUAAUGUUGAUCGAAUCUCUUUUAUAUAUAUACAUUAAUGAACUUUAACUACUUUAGUUUCCUAGCU